Messenger RNA from Eurypyga helias (sunbittern), 1176 nucleotides. Its product is annotated as discoidin, CUB and LCCL domain-containing protein 2-like. The record is from RefSeq and is a predicted model, not a curated record. NCBI's taxonomy places the organism in Eukaryota, Metazoa, Chordata, Aves, Eurypygiformes, Eurypygidae. The transcript is spliced from 9 exons. The annotation marks the transcript as partial.
AUGUGGGACCAUGCAGGCCUUCCUGCUGCUACCAUGUGCAGCGUGUACGUGCGGGCGGUCUGGUGCUUCUGUGAAGAGCCUGACCUGUUCUGCGGACGCGGAUGGCUAAAGCACCGGCGACGCUUUCGGGGUGAACACACGCAGCUGAUUUCUGUUUGUUCUUUUGUAGGUGAUGGAUGCGGACACACCGUUCUGGGCCCUGAAAGUGGAACUCUUGCUUCGAUAAACUACCCACAGACCUCUCCCAACAGCACAGUCUGCGAAUGGGAAAUUCGUGUGAAGCCUGGGCAGCGGGUUCAGCUCAGAUUUGGCGAUUUUGAUAUUGACGACUCGGAUUCCUGUCACUCCAGUUACUUAAGGGUUCACAAUGGGAUUGGCCCCAACAGGACAGAGAUCGGGAAAUACUGUGGGUUUGGCUUUCAGAUGGAUGGUUUAAUUACUUCAAAAAGUAAUGAAGUCACGGUACAGUUCAUGAGUGGAACACACACCUCUGGACGUGGAUUUCUUGCAGCUUAUUCAACCACUGACAAACCAGACCUAAUUACCUGUUUAGACAAUGCAAGUCACUUUUCCGAACCAGAAUUCACUAAGUACUGUCCAGCUGGAUGUGUGAUUCCUUUCGCCGAUACUUCAGGCACCAUUCCCCACGGAUACAGAGAUUCGUCAUCGCUGUGUAUGGCUGGCGUUCACGCAGGCGUUGUGUCCAAUACUCUGGGUGGCCAGAUUAACGUUGUAAUCAGCAAGGGCAUUCCGUACUACGAAGGCUCCCUGGCUAACAACGUCACCUCAAAAGCGGGACCCUUGUCGACAAGUCUCUUCACGUUUAAGACAAGCGGUUGCUAUGGGACACUCGGGAUGGAAUCCAGGGUAAUCCCCGAUUCCCAGAUCACGGCAUCGUCUGUUCUUGAGUGGUCUGACCAAACAGGAGAAGUGAACAUUUGGAAACCUGAAAAUGCCAGGCUAAAAAGGGCUGGUCCUCCAUGGGCUGCUUUUGUCAGUGAUGAACAUCAGUGGUUGCAGAUUGGCUUGAAUAAAGAAAAGAGAAUAACAGGUAUUAUAACUACUGGGUCAACCUUAGCAGAGUUCCACUAUUACGUCUCAGCCUACAGAAUCUUGUACAGCGACGAUGCCCAGAGAUGGACAGCGUACAGAGAGCCCGGCGUGGAUAAAGAUAAG